Messenger RNA from Zalophus californianus (California sea lion), 2607 nucleotides. RefSeq names its product dymeclin (gene DYM). The record is from RefSeq and is a predicted model, not a curated record. Gene Ontology annotation, cellular component: Golgi apparatus. Lineage: Eukaryota; Metazoa; Chordata; Mammalia; Carnivora; Otariidae. Gene Ontology annotation, biological process: Golgi organization.
ACCGUCGGCCGAAGCGCGCCCGGCCGUUCGGUCCCCAGCCGCGUUCUCGGCCGCUUCCCCCUUCUCUCCCCGCCUCCCGGCCUCCGCACGGACGCGGCCGGGGCGGGAGCCGAGCCCGAGUCGAGCCGGAGCUGGAGCCGGAGCCGGAGCCGCAGAGACGUGGAAACAUGGAGGCCUGAGCCGGCGUGCGCCACUCUGGCUGCGGCGGCGACGGCGGCUUCUUCCGAUCCCCCUCUGCCACCCGCUCCUGUGUCGGUGGAGCUGGAAGCGGAUCUGCCCUCCGGCUGAGACAGGUUGUCUUGUGGAAAUGAAGGCUUAAGGGCAAGUUAUCUACCAGAUUAAAGAUGGGAUCGAACAGCAGCAGAAUCGGUGAUCUUCCUAAAAAUGAGUACUUAAAAAAGUUAUCGGGCACAGAAUCUGUCUCUGAGAACGACCCGUUCUGGAAUCAGCUUCUCUCGUUUUCUUUCCCUGCACCAACCAGCAGCACCGAGCUGAAGCUUUUGGAAGAAGCAACCAUUUCAGUCUGCAGGUCUUUAGUUGUAAACAACCCUCGAACAGGAAACCUUGGGGCGCUAAUUAAGGUCUUCCUUUCUAGAACCAAAGAACUAAAACUUUCAGCAGAAUGUCAAAACCACAUCUUCAUUUGGCAGACACACAAUGCUUUGUUCAUUAUUUGCUGCUUGCUGAAAGCGUUCAUCUGUGAGAUGUCAGAAGAGGAACUGCAGCUUCAUUUUACUUAUGAAGAAAAGGCUCCUGGCAGUUACAGUUCCGACUCUGAAGAUCUUUUGGAAGAAUUGCUCUGUUGUUUGAUGCAGUUAAUCACUGAUAUUCCACUCCUAGAUAUUACAUAUGAAAUCUCGGUAGAAGCUGUAUCAACAAUGGUGGUUUUUCCUUCUUGCCAACUCUUCCACAAGGAAGUUUUGCGACAGAGCAUCAGUCACAAGUAUUUGAUGCGAGGUCGAUGUCUUCCGUACACCAGCAAACUUGUGAAAACCUUAUUGUACUUUAUCAGACAAGAGAAGCCGCCCCCUCCAGGAGCACAGGUACUCCCACAGCAGUCGGAGGGGGGAGGACUGCUCUAUGGACUCGCGUCAGGAGUAGCAACUGGCCUCUGGACUGUCUUCACCCUGGGUGGCGUGGGCAGCAAAGCAGCUGCCUCUCCAGAACUUUCUUCCCCUCUGGCCAACCAGAGUCUCCUGCUUCUGCUGGUGCUGGCCAACCUGACUGAUGCUGCAGAUGCACCAAACCCCUACAGACAAGCCAUUAUGUCCUUUAAGAAUACACAAGAUAGCAGUCCUUUCCCCUCAUCAAUUCCACACACUUUCCAGAUUAACUUCAACAGUCUGUACACAGCUCUUUGUGAACAGCAGACAUCUGACCAAGCAACUCUCCUCUUGUACACGUUGCUCCAUCAGAAUAGUAAUGUUAGAACGUACAUGUUGGCUCGCACAGAUAUGGAAAAUCUUGUUUUACCAAUUCUUGAGAUUCUGUAUCAUGUCGAAGAAAGAAAUUCACACCAUGUGUAUAUGGCCCUUAUAAUAUUAUUGAUCCUUACAGAAGACGAUGGCUUUAAUAGAUCCAUUCAUGAAGUGAUAUUAAAAAACAUUACUUGGUAUUCAGAACGAGUUUUAACUGAAAUUUCACUGGGGAGUCUUCUGAUACUGGUUGUAAUAAGAACCAUUCAGUACAACAUGACGAGGACAAGAGACAAGUACCUUCACACCAACUGUCUGGCUGCUUUAGCAAACAUGUCGGCACAGUUCCGUUCUCUCCAUCAGUAUGCUGCCCAGAGGAUCAUCAGUUUGUUUUCCUUGCUGUCUAAAAAACACAACAAAGUUCUGGAACAAGCCACACAGUCCUUGAGAGGUUCACUGAGUUCCAAUGAUGUUCCUCUACCAGAUUACGCACAAGACCUGAAUGUCAUCGAAGAAGUGAUUCGAAUGAUGUUAGAGAUCAUCAAUUCCUGCCUGACAAAUUCUCUUCACCACAAUCCAAACUUGGUGUACGCACUGCUUUACAAACGAGAUCUCUUUGAACAGUUUCGAACUCAUCCUUCAUUUCAGGAUAUAAUGCAAAAUAUUGAUCUGGUGAUCACCUUCUUCAGCUCACGAUUACUGCAGGCUGGAGCUGAGCUGUCAGUGGAACGGGUCCUGGAAAUCAUCAAGCAGGGGGCUGUCGCGCUGCCCAAAGACCGGCUGAAGAAAUUUCCAGAAUUGAAAUUCAAAUAUGUGGAAGAGGAGCAGCCCGAGGAGUUUUUUAUCCCCUAUGUGUGGUCUCUGGUCUACAACUCAGCAGUAGGUCUCUACUGGAACCCACAGGACAUCCAGCUCUUCACAAUGGAUUCCGACUGAGGGCAGGACACCAUCUCCCACCCUCACCUCCCUCCAGCUGAGCAGCCCUUCCAGUUAUUUUCUUCCUGGGGAACAGAAGUAGACAGAUUGCCUGAUGUAUCUUCUAGCAAAGAGGAUCACACAGGCGUGCUUCCCUUACAUGCUUGGAUUUGGAGAAUUGGUGCCAGUUGGCAGUAGAUCACUCAGCUUAGAUUGUAGUGCAAAAAAAAGGGGGUGGGGGGCACACAAUAAUAAUAAAUGUAAAAACCUGCUAUUC